Molecule: messenger RNA, 3297 nt
Organism: Balaenoptera ricei (Rice's whale)
Lineage: Eukaryota; Metazoa; Chordata; Mammalia; Artiodactyla; Balaenopteridae
Gene: CCDC91
Product: coiled-coil domain containing 91
Exons: 13
Coding region: 202-1506 (434 amino acids)
Biological process (GO): Golgi to lysosome transport
Cellular component (GO): trans-Golgi network
Source: RefSeq, a predicted model, not a curated record
UGCUGGAAGCCGGGUGGUGCGUGGUACGUGGGCUACCCCAACUCGUGCAGCCGGGGCCCUGCUUCCCCAGGUCAGGGUCGCGCCCGCGUGCACAAGUGCGGGGCUGUGUCCUGGGGGUGGCUCACCUGGCGGCGUGGGGGAGCGGCGCGGCGGCGGCGGCGGCGGCGGCGGCGAGAGCCGGGGCGCAGGUGCACUUAAAGAAUGGAUGAUGAUGAUUUUGGUGGUUUUGAGGCUGCAGAGAUUUUUGCUGGUGGAAAUGGUGAAACCCAAACUACAUCUCCUGCCAUUCCUUGGGCUGCUUUUCCUACAGUAUCUGGAGUCCAUCUUUCUCCAGCCUCUCCUGAGAUUGUAUUGGACCAUGACCACACUUCUCCUUCGGUUGGCUGCCUCUCUUCUGAGCCCAUCAUUUCAUCACCAGAGAAUACACAUGCAGACAACAGCAUUGUCAGUCAAACUUUUCCUAAAGCACAGAUUCAGCAAUCAACACACACUCAUCUGGAUAUCUCACUUUUUCCGUUGGGUUUAACUGAGGAGAAAAGUAAUGGAACAAUUGCUCUUGUGGAUGAUUCUGAGGAUCCUGGAGCCAAUGUAUCAAACAUACAGCUUCAGCAGAAAAUUUCAAGUCUGGAGAUGAAACUCAAAGUCUCUGAAGAAGAAAAACAGAGAAUUAAAAAGGAUGUGGAAUCAUUGAUGGAAAAACAUAGUGUCUUGGAAAAAGAUUUCCUUAAAGAAAAAGAGCAAGAGGCCAUUUCUUUUCAAGAUAGAUACAAAGAACUUCAGGAAAAACAUAAACAAGAAUUGGAAGACAUGAGGAAAGCUGGUCAUGAAGCCCUCAGCAUUAUUGUGGAUGAAUAUAAGGCACUACUGCAGUCUUCAGUUAAGCAACAAGUAGAAGCUAUUGAAAAACAGUACAUUUCUGCAAUAGAGAAACAAGCACACAAGUGUGAGGAGUUGUUAAAUACUCAGCAUCAGAGGCUCCUUGAAAUGCUUGCCACAGAGAAGGAACUGUUAAAAGAAAAAAUAAAGGAAGCUUUGACUCAGCAAUCUCAAGAACAGAAGGAAAUAUUGGAAAAAUGUUUGGAGGAAGAAAGGCAAAGAAAUAAAGAAGCAUUAGUAUCUGCUGCAAAGCUUGAGAAAGAAGCGAUGAAGGAUGCAGUUUUAAAAGCUAUAGAAGAAGAAAGAAAAAAUUUGGAAAAAGCCCAUGCAGAAGAACGGGAGUUAUGGAAGACUGAGCACGCAAAAGAUCAAGAGAAAGUAUCUCAGGCAAUUCAAAGAGCUAUACAAGAGCAAAGAAAAAUUAGUCAGGAAACUGUUAAGGCAGCAAUAAUAGAAGAGCAAAAGCGAAGUGAAAAGGCUGUGGAAGAGGCAGUGAAGAGAACAAGAGAUGAAUUGAUAGAGUAUGUAAAGGAACAGAAAAGGGAGAAGUCUGGCUUUUCUCAACAAUCAGGAAUCAAGUUCUUGACCUUGAAGAUGGGAGAGAGAACAGAAUGCUUCCUGGUGCCAUAGUGAACUGGAUGGAAUUUGAAAACAGCCCCCAGGAUAAAUAGGGGGACACACAUAGCAUUUGUAUUGUUUUUGCCAACAUCUAGGACUAACAUGGAGCUGACAGCUAGGGACUCUACAGUAAGAGAACAGAAGUCUGGAACCUUGGAAACCAUGGAGGUAAUGCCUGAAAACAGGGCUCAGAUGCAAGGUUCACAUCAGUGGCCUGGCCUUCCUUUGGCCUCGUGGCUCUGGGUUGAUACCAGAACAAAAGUUAUCAGCAUCUUUUUCUGUUCAAUGAUUGUUCACCCCACCACUUCUGUGUUGGUCUUAUAAUCUAGUGUCCCAAGAGUGUGGUUCAGUUCCACCCUCUUAGAAACCUUGAUAAAACAAGGAAGAAACAAGUGUUUAUGAAACCAAUUUACAGGAAGAGAUGAAAGAACGAUGGUCUCAUUUUGAGAUAUUUGAAUAUUAACCCAAAUGAAUCUAAUUGGUAGACUUUUAAGCAGCAUGGAGAAAGUGUUUGGGAGCAAGGUUUCAUUCUUAAAGCAAAGAGGCUGGGGUCACAAACUCCCUUUUCUCCCUGAAGCCACUCUAUCUCCCUUCACAUCUUCUUCUUGGCUGGGCAUAAGGGGGAGCCCAUUCCUGCUACUGUAUUCCCCUUCUGUCAUAUUCUUGUCUGGUGUCUGAAGCCCAGACUGUUCUGUUUUAACUUCAUGCCUCAGUAAAAGGCUCUAAUGGGAGAACAAUUCUUCCUGGAUGUUUUAGAGGGACUGUAAAUUGCACAUCUGAAAAAUUCACUCCCUGCACCCAUACAUGUUCCUUAUCCUGAAGGACCUCUAAGAGUUACAGUAUCAUCACCUAGUUGACCAGGUGAAAAGUUUGGAGACACUUGUUUCUCUAGGAGGUAUUUAAGAUAUCAUGAGGGCAUGGGAGUGUUUAUGGAACACAGAGAGUGGGAGGCAGAGAUAUUUUGAAAGACAGAGGUUAAUUACAGCCUGGAGUAUGUAAAGGAAGACAGGAGAUAGAGACUUAAGUGCAGGCUUUGUGUGGGCAGGAUUAAGUGUAAGGCUCUGAAAACCUCAGCUAGAGUGGACACUACAGGGCUGGUGAAGGGCAGGAGGAGGGAGCAAAAGGGACACCAGUUCUAACAAGUCCUGCUUCCCUUGAGCAGGAUGCUCCUCUAACCCUCCAGACUCAAGGAAAGUUCCUAUUUCCUUUCCUCCUCAGCUUCUGGUGAGAGCAUUUCCAUGUUGAAACACCCUAACACAUGGGAUCAUUUCAGAGACAGAACAAGGUUGUGCCAGGCAGACAAGAGGCUGGGAAGCAUCAUGAUUCCAUCUCACAUAGGACACAGUCCGACAAGCAAUGAACAUAUAAUCUGAACAAAUUCAUAUCUUUAUCUCUCAGGACACAGUCAAAGGUGGGGCUGGGGUAGAGGAAGUACAUUUUAUGCCAUAGAAAAGCAGCAAAACAUAAGAAUCCAUUCUUCCCUAUCUUCACUACUUUGCAUACUCACUACUCUCUAAUAUUUUCUAGAACUUUCCCUCACUCUCAACUCCCAACCUCAAUUCCCAUUCUCUUUUCCAUAUAGUUCUUCUAGCUUCUCCAGAUUGCCCCCAGCUAUUUACUUACUUCAAACUGCAUAACAAGGUCCACUGAAUGAUUUAUUCUGAGCCCUUUAAUGAGACAGAUACCUUUACAAUUUCAGUUUUUCCAUCUGUUAAUGGGAGCAAUAACACACCUGAGAGUCCAUCUAUGACCUGACAUACAACACUUGAACUUUCCGUAGUAAACACCAAUAUAAAAAUAAAU